Suillus fuscotomentosus is the source of this 414-nucleotide messenger RNA. RefSeq lists its product as uncharacterized. The coding region runs from base 1 to 414 and encodes 137 amino acids. NCBI's taxonomy places the organism in Eukaryota, Fungi, Basidiomycota, Agaricomycetes, Boletales, Suillaceae. The transcript has 4 exons. The record is from RefSeq and is a predicted model, not a curated record.
AUGCUUCUCCCCAGAUGGCAAGAGACUCACAAGCGGGUCAUUGGCUGGCAGUCUUCGAACGUGAGGCUUGGAGCCAUAUGGCUACGUCAAGGUUGGGAUCGAUCUUCCGACAUCUUUCCAAAACCGCCACCACCUGCCAAGAAGGCCGCUGUAGCGCCUACUACUUCCGCGUCAAAGCCAACAGCCAUGAAGAAAGAGACGAAACCCGUUCUCGCCGUCAAAGAUGUUCGUUCCGAUUCCUCAUUCUUUUCUGCGCCGAAACCGAAAGCCAAAUUACCAAGCUUCAAGAAAGCCCUGGCGCCUGUCAAGAAGGAGCCUGAUCUCAAUGUUGCGCAACCGUCAUCGAUCGUUCCGUUCCAGGAGGCACUGAAGUCAAUGGGUAAAGGGCGUAGGGACUCUCCAGUAACGGUGUAG